Messenger RNA from Drosophila rhopaloa, 1688 nucleotides. It is a transcript of the gene GC1, whose product is annotated as mitochondrial glutamate carrier 1. The coding region runs from base 164 to 1129 and encodes 321 amino acids. The record is from RefSeq and is a predicted model, not a curated record. NCBI's taxonomy places the organism in Eukaryota, Metazoa, Arthropoda, Insecta, Diptera, Drosophilidae. The transcript is spliced from 6 exons. Gene Ontology annotation, biological process: aspartate transmembrane transport; L-glutamate transmembrane transport; malate-aspartate shuttle. Gene Ontology annotation, molecular function: L-aspartate transmembrane transporter activity; L-glutamate transmembrane transporter activity.
GUCACUCAGUAGACGACCAAACGACGGCGACGCGCGAAGAGAAUAUCAAUAAAUAGUUUUAAUUUAGUUUAAUUCCCCGUAAAUAAAUUAGUUCGCCCGGGGCUACCGUUAAGUUUAAAGAAACCAAGUCAAUUAAUCGAGCUUUGCGCCAACUAGUGAAAAAAUGUCGGGCAGUGAAACCAACAAAACACCGCUGCAGCAGCCAGAGCACCAGCAAUUCGCACUGCUGCCGAAGAUCAUCAACGGCGGAAUCGCGGGCAUCAUUGGCGUAACAUGUGUCUUCCCACUGGAUUUGGUCAAGACGAGGCUGCAGAACCAGCAGGUCGGACCCAAUGGCGAACGCAUGUACAACAGCAUGUUCGAUUGCUUCCGCAAGACGUACAAGGCUGAAGGAUACUUUGGCAUGUACCGGGGCUCUGGAGUGAACAUCCUGCUAAUCACCCCUGAGAAGGCCAUCAAAUUGACCGCCAAUGACUUCUUCCGCCACAAGCUGACCACCAAGGAUGGCAAACUUCCGCUGACCAGUCAGAUGGUUGCCGGUGGCUUGGCCGGUGCAUUCCAGAUAAUCGUCACUACACCCAUGGAGCUGCUCAAGAUCCAGAUGCAGGACGCGGGACGAGUGGCGGCGGCAGCUAAAUUGGCCGGCAAAACGGUGGAGAAGGUAUCGGCCACUCAGCUGGCCUCACAGUUGAUCCGGGAUAAGGGCAUCUUCGGACUGUACAAGGGUAUCGGAGCCACAGGACUGCGGGAUGUCACCUUCUCAGUCAUUUACUUCCCCCUCUUCGCUACGCUUAAUGAUCUGGGUCCCAGACGCAAUGAUGGUUCUGGAGAGGCCGUGUUCUGGUGCUCCUUCCUAGCCGGUUUGGCGGCAGGUUCCACCGCUGCACUCGCGGUUAAUCCAUUCGAUGUGGUCAAGACGCGUCUGCAGGCGAUUAAGAAGGCUGACGGAGAGAAGGAGUUCAAAGGCAUAUCUGAUUGCAUCACUAAGACGCUCAAGCACGAGGGACCCACCGCUUUCUUCAAGGGCGGUCUGUGCCGAAUGAUUGUGAUUGCUCCUCUGUUCGGAAUCGCUCAGACGGUUUACUUCCUGGGCGUAGCCGAGGGUCUGCUGGGCUUGCAGAAAAAGUAGGGGGAAAUGGGAUAAAUACUCGCCAAGGCGGAUUGACAAGACCGACGCAUUUUAAGUCUACUCUCUGAAUAUUGAAUGUAUGUAUAUCGUGUUUAAAUGUUGUUAAAGCUGUCCAUGAAUGUAAUCGUGAAGUCUCUAUAGUAAGCUAAAGUAAUCGAGCGUCGUGCUAGCCAGUCAAGUACCAAAUGCAGUUGUUAAAGUUUUCCCCAGUCCCAUUAAUCAAUAUAUACCAUGUAUUUAGGCCAUGGCAGAACACAACUGACGCUCCAAUGACAAUAAGAUAUAUCAAGAUCAACGUUAAUACUAUGACAUGUUUGGUUUUAUAUCAUAGUUUAUAACUGUUGUGUUUGGACACUCUCUAUUUAAACUUGUUUUCCGAGCAAUCCCCAGCUAGCCAUGAACAUUUGCCUCAAAUUGUAUUAGUAAUGCAUUUUCCUUUGCUGAAAGGCGAAAGUUUAACUUUUAGUAGCAUUCUAGAACAUGACUAGAGCAAUUGUAUGCUUUUUGAUAGGCGUCAAAAAUGAACAAACGAAAUAAAUACUAUAUUAUAUAAAUUCAA